AUGGGGCGUAGUGGAUCCGGCCAUUGCCGGCAGGAGGGCUUCGUUUUUAGAUGUUUCUUUGAGUUUUGUUACAGUUUGUGUCGUGCUCAGGGAGGAUCAGACGUUGGGUUUUGUAGCUACUGUACUCCACCGCCCAUAGCCACCCCUGAUCUUCUUCCAUCGGCCAAAAGGGUGAAGCAAGAUCCGAGUUCUUCUUCCAUCGCCCAAGCCUACCCGAUGAUUCCGGCCAUGGCGGCGAAAGACUGGUCCACCCUCCCGCCCGAUCUCGUCCGCCUCGUCGCUGACUCCCUCCUGGCCACCAACGACAUCGACUGCUACAUGUGUUUACGCGCCGUCUGCCCCGGCUGGCGCGCCGCCACCGAUGACCCCAGGAGCGACGCCUCUGACCCCCGUUUCCGCCCGCGCUGCUGGAUCGUCCUUGACGAGGUCUUCCAGAGCCAAGGGAAAGAGAUGCUCCUGUUAAACACCCACACCGGCCGCUUCCUCCAUAGAGAACUCCCGCUGCUCAGCGACCACUACGUCGUGACAACCACUCGCAAUGGCUACUUGGUCCUGGCGGACAAAAGCCCUCCUCACUCUGCCAGCGUCCUCAACCCUCUCACCGGCGUUGUCAUCCGUUUCAUGGUGUCUGUGCCCACCGAGGCGGGAUCCUUGGCUGUCCUCUCCCUUCCCAGCUCUGCGCUCGGGCUCACCUUGUUCAGUGACUCGUCUCACAAGAUUUACUUGGCCCAUCCGGACAGUAAGAGUUUUGUCGUCAAGGAGGUUCAACAAGCACCUUAUGGUUUCUUCCGUAAGGCGGUUGUCGGUGGUGUGUACGCAGACAUUGUAGGGCAUACCGUGAUUGUUGAUUUAUGCCUUUCGCUGAUGUCUCUUGAUGCUGCUGAUCUUGCCAAGCUCUUCGCUGGCGGUCUUCGAGAUGCAACAGACCUCCUGUGUUUUCCAGUGUGUUUGGCUGGACAUAUGUUGCUCGUCUUAUAUGAAAAGGGGUCGAUCUUUGUUCUAAAAAAGGAUGUCAAGAUAGGUAAGUUCGUGGCUUUGGACAACAUCGGCAGGUAUGCCAUCUUCAUUGGUCCUCAGAGGUGCCUGACUGUCGAUGCCGACAAGUUCCCAGGCAUCGAGGCAAACUGCGCCUACUUCACUGAACAACUGGGUUCGUCCGUUCAUAUCUGCAAGUGCAACAUCAAGGACAGGAAAGUAGAGAGGAUCUCCGAAGCUGCCGAUUUCGUGAAGCAGGACAAGAAGUUUGUCCUCACCGCCGACCGUCCUUCGACGAUCAUCCACCUUCUCUCCGGCUACACCAUCAACAUCCCAGAUUCUCAACUGGCUUUGCAACAGGUUCCAUAA
Molecule: messenger RNA, 1344 nt
Organism: Triticum aestivum (bread wheat)
Lineage: Eukaryota; Viridiplantae; Streptophyta; Magnoliopsida; Poales; Poaceae
Exons: 2
Coding region: 1-1344 (447 amino acids)
Source: RefSeq, a predicted model, not a curated record